Molecule: messenger RNA, 3520 nt
Organism: Cajanus cajan (pigeon pea)
Lineage: Eukaryota; Viridiplantae; Streptophyta; Magnoliopsida; Fabales; Fabaceae
Product: paired amphipathic helix protein Sin3-like 3
Biological process (GO): negative regulation of transcription by RNA polymerase II
Cellular component (GO): chromatin; histone deacetylase complex
Molecular function (GO): transcription corepressor activity
Source: RefSeq, a predicted model, not a curated record
CCCAAAUAAGAAAAAUGGUGGCUUUGCUGCCACACUACUAUGACAUCUGGAUGGAUUUGAUUUGGGACGUUUUGAUAUUUCAGCAACAACAUACAUCAAACCUUUCUUCCACCCAACAAGGAUAAGGCAAGAGAUUUAAUCAUCGGAUUCAUAUUUGGGGCUUUUACCUCUAUCAUUCUCCACAAAGUCCAUAUGUCCGUAAGAAACAAUGCUGGCAAACUGACUGGAACAAUCGAACUAUAAAAUUUGUUUUGGAUUAUGUAAUCCGGCUGUUCCGGAGAAAUAAAAACAUAUUCGGAAUAUGUAUUCCAGAGAGGUACCAUCGAAGUAAGGGUACUUUAGGAAAUUUUUUAAAAUGACGGGUUUAUGAGACAAAACUACGGGUGCAGUAAGAAAUAUCCAGCCUUAUGAAUUUGUCAAGGCCCAACUUGUUUCCACCCCUAACCUAUAUAAGUAUCACAUUGUGAACCCUUCACUUUUAAAAUUGGGUUUAAACCUGCUCUUUUGUGCUGCAAAUUAUCGUCACGUUGCUUUGCAUCAAAGUAAUGCAAAUUUUGCUUGCUGAGUCUGUUAGAUAGGAUUGGGAAUGAAAAGGUCCAGGGAUAAUGUUUACCCGAAUUCACAACACAAACCGCCCAUGGUGUCUUUCAGAGUAGAACCCUCGGAGCAACCACAGAUGACCAGGGGUGUCUCUCAGAAACAAGCCACAGAUGAUGCCUUGGCAUAUCUUAAGGCAGUAAAGUACAUGUUCCAAGAUAAGGGGGAAAAAUAUGAUGACUUUCUCGAAGUCAUGAAGGAUUUCAAGUUUCAAAGAAUUGAUAUAACAGGUGUCACAACAAGAGUCAAGGAGCUGUUUAAAGGGAAGAAAGAUCUAAUAUUGGGAUUUAACACCUUCUUGCCAAAGGGACAUGAAAUUACCCUUUCAUUGGAGGAUGAACAUCCUCCCCAAAAGAAGCCCGUUGAAUUUGAGGAAGCCAUAAAUUUUGUGGGCAAGAUUAAAGUAUUUUUUUAUUUAAUAGUUGAUACAUAUUAUUUGUCUUCCAAUACAUAUCAGAUUGAUUGGGUUCCUUUCAUACAGACUCGUUUUCAAGGCAAUGACCAUGUUUGUAAGUCAUUUUAUGACAUAUUAAAUAUGUACAGAAAGGAAACCAAGCCUAUCUCUGAGGUUUACCAGGAGGUUGCUGGAAUUUUCCAGGACCAUGCAGAUCUUCUUGAGGAAUUUACUCAUUUUCUUCCUGAUAAUUCAGGAACAGCCUCUACUCAAAAUUCUCUCUUUUGUCGCAGGAGCUCUGCAAUGCCAAUAGUGAGGCAAAUGCAUGUUGAAAAGAGAGAAAGGACCAUAACUUCACAUGGUGAUCGUGACCUCAAUGCUGACCAUCGUGAUCCAGAAGUUGGCAGGUGUUUGGUGAAGGCUGAUAAAGAUCAGAGGAGGCAUGAUGUGAAGGAAAAGGAUCGUAGAGAAGAGAGAGUUAAGAGACAGCAGGAAAGGGAUGAUAGAGAUUGUGAUAAUGAUGGUAGUAGGGAGUGUUUAUCUCACAAGCAGAAAUCUGGUUGUAGGGCCGAAGACUCUGGUGCUGAACAGUUGCAUGAUACUGAUGAAAAUUUUGGCAUGCAGCCUAUCACAUCUGCCUCUGAGGAUAUAAGUUAUUUGAAAAGUAUGUGUAGUCCCCUGCUUGGUUACCUAGAAAAAGUCAAGGAGAAAUUACGAAAUCCUGAGGAUUACCAGGAAUUUUUGAAGUGCCUACAUAUCUACAGCAAGGAAAUAAUUAUGAAAGAAGAAUUGCAAUCAUCAGUGUGCAAUUUACUGGGAAAAUACACAGAUCUUUUGGAGGGAUUUAAUGAAUUUUUGACACAAUGUGAGAAGAAUGAAGGAUUCUUUGCUGGUGUCAUGGAUAAAAGACAUGGACCAACAAAACCAAUGAUGGUAGAAGACUGGAAUCAAGAUAGUGAUAGGGAUAACAGGAUGAAAAAAAGGGAUCACAAAUGCAGAGAAAAUGACAAAUCCAAUGCAACUACUCACAAAGAUGUUUCAGUUCCUAAGAUGUCUCUGUAUGCCAGCAAGGAUAAGUAUGCAGUGAAACCUAUAAGUGAGCUGGACCUUUCUGACUUUGAGCAACGCACUCCUAGUUACCGUCUUCUACCAAAAAAUUACCCAAUACCGCCAGCCAGCCAGAAAACAGAACAUGGUGCAGAGGUAUUGAAUGAUCGCUGGGUUUCUGUUAGUUCUGGCUGUGAGAACCAUUCCUUUAAGCACAUGCACAAAAACCAGCAUGAGGAGAGCUUGUUUAGAUGUGAAGAUGACCGGUUUGAACUUGAUAUGUUGUUAGAGUCUGUAAAUGCGACAAUGAAACGAGUUGAAGAGAUCUUAGAAAAGAUAAAUGCUAAUAUAAUUGAAGGAUAUGGUCCAAUUCGUGUGGAGGAGCACUUAACAGCUCUAAAUCUCAGGUGCAUUGAGAGACUAUAUGGUGAUCAUGGGCUUGAAGUAAUUGACGAGCUAAAGAAGAAUGCAUCUUUAGUUUUGCCAGUCAUAUUAACCCGCUUGAAGCAGAAACAGGAUGAGUGGGCAAGGUGUCGUGCUGAUUUUCAUGAAGUUUGGGCUGAAAUAUGUGCAAAGAACUAUCAUAAAUCACUUGAUCCCCAUACUACUUACUCUAAGAAGCAGGAUACAAAAUGCUUGAGCACUAUAGAACUUACUGCUACUACUCCAUCAAGACGUUGUAAAUUUUCCGGUGAGGGAGAACUUGAUUUACCUUCAUUAGAGGAGACAUCAUCAAUAUUUGUCUCACAAGUUGUUGAUCACGAUUCCAAUGAUAUUAUUAGUAGAGCCUUGAAUGUCCCUGAGCGCCCAGAUCGUGCUUGAAGAGUGAGAUUUGAAGUGACGCAAAAGACUUAUGUAUCACCCAAACAAAGGUCACAAUCUAUUACAUAUGACCAAGUGCAACAAAUCAAUGACUUAGAGGACCUCGAAAAACGAGUGUCUAAGUUGCAAGUGAAAAUGCAAAUGCAAAGGGAUAAGGAGCCAUAGGCAGAAGGUUUGGGUGGCCUAAGGGGUAGAAAUAGUUGCAGACCUACGGCUACUCAUAUAGUAGAGGUAGCUAUUUAACCUUAAGGAGUACUAAGUUGCUUAAAUAAUGAAGUACAUGCACUAUAAGUUAUUGUAUAUCUGUACUUAUUUUAUUAGGUAAAUGGAUAAUUUGUUCAUUCGUUUUUUUAGUAUCAAUGAAACUCACUAAGUUGUUAAGGGGAUGGUAUAUAACAUCGAGUCGGAUACAUUACAUAGUUAACCAUUGUCCCAUAAUCAUAAAAUGGUUGUGAUUGAUUUUGAUUUUGAUGGUGAUGCACCUCUUUAGGUCCUAAUUAGUGAUGAUAUAUAGAUUUUCAAUGAUGUAAUAGGUACUUUAGUUACAUAACGAAUCAACUUGAUUGUAUUAUAUGUUUUUCCGUUUUAGUACACACCUAAUCUAUUGAUAAUUUUGUUUCAUGAUCGUAUCUAACACCAACAAAGCUUUAAGACACCUGC